This is a messenger RNA of Entrophospora sp. SA101, 1035 nucleotides long. The record is from the annotation of a GenBank genome assembly. NCBI's taxonomy places the organism in Eukaryota, Fungi, Glomeromycota, Glomeromycetes, Entrophosporales, Entrophosporaceae.
AUGAAUAAUAAAAAGAAAAUUGAACUUCAAGAUCUACUUGGUGCGAUCCAAGAAGAAACUGGUUUCAGUGGUUUAAAACAAAAAUUAGCCUCACUUGAAAGUGGUGGUAAUAAAGGAACGUACAAAGAUCCUUUGCCACCACCUUUGCCCAAACGACUUAAAGAUAGAUUAAAUCGACAAGCGGCUUAUGAGGAAACAAAAAAAGAGAUUUCAAAAUGGGAACCGAUUGUUAAACAAAAUCGCAUAGCAGAUCACUUGGUUUUUCCAAUAGAUGCCAUACCACAACAUCGUCCAACUAAUAGUCUAUUGGCCGGUACAUUCAAGCCUUCAACAAACUUAGAAAAAGAAGUAGAAUCUAUACUGGUGGAAAGUGGAUUGAAACAGGGAAAUGAAAAAGAACUUCAACAAUAUGAAAAACUCCAGUUAAACAAAUUAUCAAUAGAUGAAAUAAAAACUCGAACAAAGGAACUUCGUAGAAUGCGUGAAUUAAUGUUUCGAGAAGAAAUUAAAGCAAAAAGGAUUGCAAAAAUCAAGAGUAAAACAUAUAGAAAAAUUCGGAGAAAAGAAAAGAUUAAAUUAAAUCUUGACCAAUUAUCACAACUAGAUCCAGAGCUUGCAAGAGAAGAACGUAUAAAACUUGAUACAGCUAGAGCAAAAGAACGUAUGACCCUAAAACACAAGAAUACAACUAAAUGGGCUAAACAAUUAUUAAAAAAUGGACAUCAUGAUCCUGAAACAAUUAAAGAUGAUGCUUUUGAUGAACUAUCCCAAUUAGUAAAUGAUGAAGCUUUAAAAGAUGAAACAUCAUUAGGUAUAAUGGAAUCAAUUACUUUUGUUGGUAAUAAUAUGGGAAGAAUGAUAAUUGGUGCUGGAACAAAGAACCAAUUACUAAAAAAGCAAGAAAAUACUAAAGUUUUAUUUGAUCAAGGACCAACUAUAAAAAAAGUUGCUUUUGUCCAAUAUAACAAUAGAGAAAGAGAGAUGGAAAAAAAAUUAAUAAAAGAGAAGCUUUAUAGAAAGGCCCAGUAUAAGUAG